AUUUGUGACAUUUAGGUUAGGUUUUUAAAAGUUUGUACAAAUUUCUUAUAAUACAAUAUAAAUCCAGUAUUUUAUUGAAAAAUUAGUGUCAUGUGGUCAUUUUUCUCGCGCGAUCCUUCCAAAGAUUUCAGUUUUGAAAUCGGAGAGUUAGUCAAGGGACUUGACGAAAGGAGUGUUUGGAGUUUGCAUAAGGGCAAAAGAAAGGGCACAACCGAAGAAGUAUCGGUGUUUGUUUUUGAUAUAAAGGGUGGAUCAGAAACACAAUUGGAAAUCGCUAAAGCGGCAAUUAAACGACUAAAAACAUUGAGACAUCCUAGUAUUUUAACAUAUUUAGAUAGUUACGAAUCGGAUAAGGUUUUGUAUUUAGCGACAGAGUAUGUUGAACCGUUGGCUAGCCAUUUAGAAAAGUUGACGAUAGAAGGUGCCCAAAAAGAUCUGUAUAUUGCUUGGGGACUUUUUCAAAUUACGCGUGCUUUGUCUUUUUUGAAUAAUGAUGGUAAUUUGAGGCACAACAAUGUUAACAUUUGGUCAGUUUUUGUUAAUUCUUCUGGAGAGUGGAAGUUGGGAGGCGUUGAAUAUGUCUCAAGUGCUCAAGACAACUCUAAUGUUACUAUUAAAAUUAUACCAUCAUUGGAAAUGUACGACCCUCCAGAAAAAAAUGACCCAACUAAACAAAGGUCAAUUACGAAAUGCUCUGCAGAUAUGUGGGGGUUAGGUUGUUUAAUAUGGGAAGUAUUCAAUGGUCCUUUAUAUCAACAGUCUUCUUUAAAACUCCUAGACAAGAUUCCUAAACAGUUGGGUCCAUUAUAUUGCGAAUUAGUUGGAGCAAAUCCGUCAUCAAGGCCUAAUCCUGCCGAUAUUAUAACUAGAUGCCGAAAGCUCGGCGGCUACUUUAAAAACGAUCUUGUAGACACUUUACUAUUUUUAGAAGAGAUUCAGAUCAAAGAUAAAAAUGAGAAAAAUCGAUUUUUCUCAAACCUAACACCACAUUUAGAUAAUUUUCCCGAAAGUGUGUGCAAACACAAAAUUUUGCCUCAAUUAAUAACAGCCUUUGACUACGGAGACGCCGGAUCUGCAGUUUUGGCUCCUAUGUUUAAGUUGGGCCAACUGCUCGACGAAGCCGAUUACCAGAAGAAAAUCGUCCCGUGCGUCGUCAAACUAUUUGUAAGCAACGACAGAGCAACAAGAUCUAGACUUUUGCAACAACUCGAACAUUUCAUCGGUCACUUGCAAGCUGCGACCGUAAACGAACAAAUUUUCCCUCAAAUUGCUCACGGGUUUAUGGAUACCAACCCCACAAUUCGCGAACAGACUGUCAAAUCUGUGAUACAUCUAGCACCUAAACUAAGUUACAACAAUUUAAACGUGGAAGUUUUGCGGCAUUUCGCCCGACUCCAGUCAAAAGAUGAUCAAGGUGGCAUUCGCACCAACACUACAGUGUGUUUGGGGAAAAUAGCACAGCAUUUGCAUCCACAAAUCCGACAGAAAGUUCUCAUUUCGGCAUUUAUACGAGCGAUGAGGGAUCCGUUUCCUCCGGCACGAAAUGCGGGGAUUUUGGCCUUGGCUGCGACGCAACAGUAUUAUCUUUUGAACGAGGUUUCGUCGAGAAUUUUGCCCGCUUUGUGUCAGUUAACGAUGGAUCCGGAGAAGUCGGUCCGUGAUUCGGUGUUUAGGACGAUUAAGGGGUUUUUGGGGAAGUUGGAGAAGGUGUCAGAGGAUCCCAGUUUGAGGGAGAGUAUGGAGGCUGAUGUCAAUACUGCAACCCCAAGUCUGAGCAACGCAGCCGCCACGUGGGCCGGGUGGGCGGUUACAGCAGUAACAGCGAAAUUCUACAGAAGUCAAUCAGAUACAGUUAAAUCAAUGAAUCCUAUGGCUAGUAAAAUGUUGACGAAACCGGCUUCACUAGAGCAACCAUCGAGUAGUAGCAUUUCAACGACCACUUCUAGUGUUACUUCUAUGACGUCUUUAGAACAUGAGGAAGGAAGUCGAGGGAAUGAAUCAGUUUCUGAUUAUGAUUAUGACCACUGGGGCGACAACGACAACUGGGGAGACAUGGAGACUGUCGGUCAGAUGGCUAGCAGUAGUGGCAGCGGGGGCGGUGGAGGCACUAGCGACGCCGCGAGCCCCCCCUCGGGGUCUGGCACUAAUAAAAUUACAGACGGGUGGGAUAACGAAGAGUGGGGCAGUCUUGAAGAAGAGCCGGAGGUCGAAGCUGAACUCACGAGUCCCUCAGAGGCGUGGAGUCCCAGUGAUACCACUCCUAUUAUUCCUGAAUCGUAUGAGCACGGAUUGAGUAAUAGGAAGUCGGUGAAUAAUUGGGGGGACUCUGAGUUUGAACCUUUAGAAGAGCAACCAUCUACUACAAAUCCAAAGUUAGAAGAAGCCAAGAAGAAGCGCGAAGAAAGGAAAUUAAUGAGGCAAAAGGAGCUAGAAGCCCGGCGAGCUAGUCGGACGACAGGUGGACCAAUGAAAUUGGGGGCUAAAAAAUUAUAGAGGGAAAAUGUCAAAUAACGAAUUAAAUGGAAUUAUACGGACUUCAUUAUACACCAAACUUGAUACAAACAUAUCUUGAUGCAUUGUUUCCCAAUUUUGAUUAGGUAUAGCGGAACCGGCAUUAAAUAUAUAUAAUGAGAAUAUUAGUGUUUUAAUGUAGUGUAAUUAUUUUUUUACAUUAUGUUGGUCUUGAUUCUUCAAAGGAAUUCUAAACAUAUACCAAUAACAAAGCUUUUUGUGUACAUAAUAUGCAAUUUUUAAAGUCUAAAAUAUAUGAUAUCGACGAUGUCAGUAAUUGUUUCAUUUUUGUCAUGAUUCUUCCUCGGCAUUUAUUAACGUUUUAUAUAAAAAAUAUUGUAACAUUUGCAUGCUGGUUGUGUUUAUGUAAAUAAUUUUAUAAAUAUUUUAAAGUAUGUAUGAUAUUAGUUAUUGUUUUAUGUGAAUAUAUUUUGUGUUACUACCUUUGUUUAGUUAAAUGUAAUUAUAUUUUUCUAUGUAUGUAUUAUGAUUACCAGAAUAAAUUUAUUGUUUCAAAAGA
Tribolium madens (black flour beetle) is the source of this 3031-nucleotide messenger RNA. It is a transcript of the gene yata, whose product is annotated as N-terminal kinase-like protein. Gene Ontology annotation, molecular function: ATP binding; protein kinase activity. The transcript has 10 exons. Gene Ontology annotation, biological process: protein phosphorylation. NCBI's taxonomy places the organism in Eukaryota, Metazoa, Arthropoda, Insecta, Coleoptera, Tenebrionidae. The record is from RefSeq and is a predicted model, not a curated record. Bases 91 to 2493 code for a protein of 800 amino acids.